UGCUAAGGGAAGUUGGAAAAAAAAACAACAUGGCGGAUUAAAGCGAUCACUUCUGGUACUUUUGAUGAUAUUUUGAAGUGUUGCAGAAGUUUGAGUGAAUGAUCCUGCGGGAAAUGUUGUGAAAAUGGACUUCAGAGCAGAGAAGUGACCAACCGGUGAUUGUUGACAUGUGACAUGAAGUGGGAUCUGAUUUAAAAAUUUACAUCAGAAAUGCACAGAAUCAGAUCCUGGAUUAAAUAAUCCGGUUUUUCGUCUGUCAUGUGAACUCGAGUGAACUGGAUUCUUCAGAUCCUCAUUCAGAUGUGAGACUUACUGAUGUGUAACUCGGACAGAGAGCUGGUUGAAGAUGUGUUGUCCCUGAGAAAUCAGUUGAGAACAACUGAGAGGAAUCUCCAGGCUCUGGGAGAACAGCUGAGCAAGUCAGAAAAUGACAGCAUCACGGAGCAGGAAAACGCGUGCGGAUCAGACGGCUACCCAGGUCACGUCACCACUGAAAAUCUCCACAAACCCUGCUCUGUGAAAGCUUCAUCUUAUCCUCCAGGAAGGUCCAGCACUCCGAAGCCAGUGUGUGUUUUCCAGCAGCCCCCAUCAGACACCGACAUGCAGAACGAGGUGGGUCUGCUCAGGAGGAAGCUCAGCAUGGUGAGGGAGGAGAACUCGUCUCUGGUGCUGGAGAACAGGCAGUUGAUCAGCGACCUGGAAAACGCGCAGCUCGAGAUCGCCAGCUCCAGAUCUAAGAUGCGUGCUCUCGGGUCCACCAUCGGCGCGAAGACCUCCAGCGUCUCCAUUAUGAACGAACAAAUUCUCGACUUGGAGGCGCAGCUAGAAGCUCAAGCCACGGCGUUACGGGAAGCGGAGCUGAAGCGUGCGGCGAGCGAACAGAGCGCACUGCAGUGCAGCAGAACGGUGGAUAAACUCAAAGAAGAUCUGAACGCGCUGAGGUCGGAGCUGUGUAAUGGAACUCGGCAGUGGAAGCGGACUGAGCAGCAGAGGAACCAGGCUCUCCGAAACGCAGAGAGAAUCAGCGUGGCUUUCAAGGAGUACAAAGCGGACAUUGCUGAAAAGUUGAAGAAGGUGAUGGAGAACGAGGGCAAGUUGAAGGCGAGUCUGGUCGAGUGUGACCGGGAAAGAGAGGACCUGGAGAAAAGGUGCACGGAGCUGGAGAGAGACAUGGAGAGGACGAGUCACAGCCUGAGUAAAGAGCUGAAGGAGGUGCAAGUCCGUGCCGAGGCUCUCUCCACCGAGCGUCAGGAGCUGCAGGGUCGAGUCCAGUGGGCGUCUGAGCAGCUGAGUCGGCUGCAGAAAGAGCUGGGGCAGAAGGAGACGCAGCUGGAGGAGAUGGAAGGACUCCGGAGGGAGAGGGAGGACCUGCGACUCCUCACGGCAUGUCAGGAACAAAGGCUCGUUCAGACUCGCAGUGAGGUGGAGCAGGCCAGAGCAGAGCUGGCCAGUCUGGAGAACGUUCUGGACAUGCUGCAUCUCAGAGAGAAUCGAGAUGGAGAGUUUUGUGUGAAUCCCUGCAUUUUACCUUCACUGACUUUCACCUCCAUCACAGAGAAUCUCCAACACAAGCCAGGUGAACGCUAUCAGAAGCUGCUGGUGGCGCUGCAGAGCCUGGAGAAGGAGAAGGCGAGGCAGGCGAGCGCCACCCAGAACCUGCAGGAGAGGCUGAGCCGAGCGCAGAACGAGAUCUCAUCCCUCCAGACCUCCAUCACUCAGAGAGCUUCCCACUACCAACAGCUACACAACCAGCUGCUGGAUAAAGCUGCCCAGGCCACCACGCUGGAGAAGGAGCUGAAGAAGAAGAACUCGCGUGUGGUGGUGCUGGAGAAACAGCUGCAGGAGAAAAGUGCUGCGUACUCACAAGCUGCUAUUAAAACCAGCCAGCUGGAGCAGGAGAUCAUGGAAAAGGACAGCAGCAUCCAUCACUACCAGUCGCUUCUGAAGAAGAAGCAGAGGGAACAUCAGCAGGCCCUGGAGACCUCCAAGAUGGCCGAGGCUCACAGGUGCAGGGAACUGGAGGACAGGAUGGAGGUGUUGCAGUUGUCUCUGGCUCAGAGUCAGGCUGAAGUCACGGAGUUCAAGCAGACCGUGUCCCAGAUCCAAUCGGAGAAGCAGGAAGUGGAACACCAGGCCGUGUUACUGCAGGCGUCCGUGGAUCAGCUCACGCAGGAAAUAGAGAUGCAGGAGAAGCGGAGUGAAGAAGCAGGACGGGUUUUUGAAGAGCGAGCUUUCGAGUCGGCUUCGAAGAUGAAGCUGAUGGAGUCGGAGCUGUCGUGCUGUAAGGAGGAGCUGAGGGAGGGUCUGCAGCAGAUCCAGAAGGUCAAGCAGCAGUACGAGAAGCAGCUGGAGCUGAAGAACUCUGAGUUGUCAGUUCUCCAGGAGGCAUUGAGGAGCAGAGCGCUGGCCUGCUCCAGCUCCAGCGAGGAGAACCUGCAGCUGCAACGCUCCAUGCAGAGACAGCAGGCCAUGCUGCAGGAAAGCACUAGCCGCAUCGCACAGCUCGAGGACUGCCAGAUUCACCUGCAGAACCAGGUUUCUCAGCUGGAGCAGGAUCUGGAGAGGGAACGCACCACCUCAUCGCAGCAGCUCAGGAGAAAUCAGGCGGAGGUGGAGGACGCCAAGCAGGAGGUGCAGAAGAAGGAUAGGCAGAAUGCUGAACUCUCCGCUUCCAUAAUGAAGCUGAGCUCCGAGAUGAACGCAUGCAGAGAGGAGCUUACAGAAAUGGAGAAGGAGCUUCUGCAGCUGAGGAGGGACAGCAACGCGAAAGCUACGCAGCUCAGUGAGAUGGAGGAGACGCUGCAGGAGACCAGGGGCAUGCUGGAUAAGAAGAGUGACAUGGUGCUGGACCUGGAGGAGAAGCUCCACCGGAGCGAGAUGGACCGGCGGAACUCUCUGCAGAAGGCCCAUCUGCUGGAGGAACAGUUAAGCACGGUACGUGGUGAGCUGGCGGACACGCUCGGACACCUGGAGGAGCUGAGGGACGUGCUGCAGAGGACCCAGCUCACUGCCGACCAGCGGCACAACACCAUCCAGCAGCUCACCGCAGAGCUCAGGGAAAGCCAGCGAGAGCUUGAAGAAAGAAAUCAUGAGGUGUUGGACAUGGACACUGCGCUAAAGGAGAGACAGGGGGAACUUCAGCAGAGGGCAGAAGUGCUCGGACAUCUGGAUGUGGUCAUUAAGGAGCACAAACUGGAGAUGGAGAGGAAGGUGGAACAUCUGCAGGGCGUGCUGGAGAAGACCGAGAGAAAGCUCAAAGAAAAAGAUGAACAGGUGGGGUUUCUGACCGAGAGGCUGGACUUGGUGAAAUCCCAGCUCCAGGGGAAGGAGGAUCUGGAAAAGAGUACGCUGGAGCUCGGCCAGCAGCUGCGUGUGUGUCGAGAGCAGCUCCAGAAGAGUGCACAAGACCUGAGGGACGCACACACUCGCUGCGACGCUCUGAGUGCACAGCUGGACAACGUCACACACCGCAAGGAGACUGACGUGCAGCAGCUGCACGAGCAGCUCCGUGUGGUUGAGAAGCGGCGGCUGCAGGGUGAAGCUCAGCUGCAGGCCACAGUCACUGAACUCCAGCACGAACUGGAACAGCAAAAAGCAGAACACAGCAGAGAGGUCUCGGCUCUUCAGCAGACCCGCGGGCAGCUCCUGAAGGUCUCCGAUCAGAUCUCGCUCAGCCUCCGGAGCUCUGAGGAGCAGCUGGAGAAAUCUCGCUCCGACGCCGUGGCGCUCCACACGCAGCUCCGCUCCACGCGGCAGCUCCUGCAGCACGCUAAUGAAACGCUGCUCAUCAAGGAAUCGGAGAUCGCACGUCUUCAAGCGAAGAUCUCAAGCCUGGAGAGAGCCUCCGAGCUUCGCAGCUCCACGCUCCAUCACGACUCCAGGACUUUCCCUCCGCUCUCUCCUCCUCUCAAAGACCCGUCACCUUGUUUUCCCGCUCCCCUCAGUGACCCCAUCGGCCGCUCCAGCAUCUCCCGUACAUCGUGGACGGAAGCCUCCUCAGACACCUCGCUGGAGCUCUCUGAGAGUCUCAAAGCCAGUGUGAAGGCAGCGCUGAAGCCUCAGAGUUCUCCACCGAGCAGCUGGCAGGGUCUUCACCCAGAGCUCUCCUCCAGCUCAGACAUGACCUUCAACCCUCUUACAUACAUGUUAGACGCAGAGGAACCCGAGGAACCGGACAUGGACUCCCUGUCAGGCAUGCUGAGGUUCGUUAAUCAGACUUUGGCUCUGCAGGAACAACAUUCUGACACACACAUGCAGGGAAGUACACACCCAGAGGCCAGCUAGAACAUCUCAAAUGCAGGUUGACCCUCAAGAUAACUCAGUUCUUAGUGGUUUCUUAAGAGGCUCCUGUUUGUUUGUUUGUUAUUUUUGAAGAUGGUAUGGUUUUAAAAGGAACUCAUCAUAACAGGAAACGACACUUCCAAGAUGGUUAUCAGAUCUUUUCAGAUUUUAGAUCAUUUCUGAAGGAUGCAUUUUCUGUCCAUCUCAUGAUCUGCUUUUCUUUUGUUGGACUUGCAGUAAAACCAGUCCUGAUAA
Messenger RNA from Silurus meridionalis, 4536 nucleotides. RefSeq names its product coiled-coil domain containing 18 (gene ccdc18). The transcript is spliced from 26 exons. NCBI's taxonomy places the organism in Eukaryota, Metazoa, Chordata, Actinopteri, Siluriformes, Siluridae. The record is from RefSeq and is a predicted model, not a curated record. The coding region runs from base 316 to 4284 and encodes 1322 amino acids.